Molecule: messenger RNA, 888 nt
Organism: Fukomys damarensis (Damara mole-rat)
Lineage: Eukaryota; Metazoa; Chordata; Mammalia; Rodentia; Bathyergidae
Product: olfactory receptor 7E24
Biological process (GO): G protein-coupled receptor signaling pathway
Cellular component (GO): membrane
Molecular function (GO): olfactory receptor activity; G protein-coupled receptor activity
Source: RefSeq, a predicted model, not a curated record
UACCUCAUGCACUUCUCAGAGGACUCAGACCUGCAGCCCAUUCUUUUUGGACUUUCUAUGUACCUGGUCACAGUGCUCGGGAACCUGCUCAUCAUCCUGGCUGUUACAUCUGAUGUCCACCUCCACACCCUUAUGUACUUCUUCCUCUCCAACCUGUCCUUGGCUGACAUCUGUUUCACCUCCACUACAGUUCCAAAGUUGAUUGUGGACAUCUCAACUAACAGCAGGGUCAUCUCCUAUGAGGGCUGUCUUUCACAGGUUUCUCUUUUUAUCUUUUUUGCAUGUGUAGAUGACAUGCUUCUUACCGUGAUGGCCUAUGAUCGUUUUGUGGCCAUUUGCCAACCCCUGCAUUAUGCAGUCAUUAUGAACCCUCACCGCUGUGUCUUAUUAGUUUUGCUGUCAGUCUUAGUUAGCCUUUUGGAUUCUCAGAUUCACUAUUUAGUUGCCUUACGAAUUUCCUGUUUCAAAGAUGUGGAAAUUGCUAGUUUCUUUUGUAACCCUCCUCAACUCUAUGACCUUUCAUGUUCUGAUAUAUUAAUGAAAAACAUAGUCACAUAUAUGAUUGGUAUCCUAUUUGGUUGUUUUCCUAUGUCAGGGAUAAUUUUCUCCUAUUGUAAAAUUGUUUCUGCAAUCCUGAAAUCCCCAUCAUCUGAGGGGAGGUACAAAGCCUUUUCUACCUGUGGUUCUCACCUGUCAGUUGUUUGCUUAUUUUAUGGAACAAGCCUGGGAACGUAUCUUGGUUCAAGUGCAUUACAUACUUCCAAAGAAGCCAUGGUGGCCUCACUGAUGUACACUCUGGUCACCCCUAUGCUGAAUCCCUUCAUCUACAGCCUGAGGAACAGGGACAUCAGCAGCACCCUGAAGAGGCUCUACCUUUGGAAAAUCUAA